Messenger RNA from Penicillium brevicompactum, 609 nucleotides. RefSeq names its product putative IgE binding protein. The transcript is spliced from 2 exons. The coding region runs from base 1 to 609 and encodes 202 amino acids. NCBI's taxonomy places the organism in Eukaryota, Fungi, Ascomycota, Eurotiomycetes, Eurotiales, Aspergillaceae. The record is from RefSeq and is a predicted model, not a curated record.
AUGAAGUUCACCACAGCCCUCCCCCUCGCCCUCCCCCUCCUAGCAUCCGCCGCCCCAGCUAGCGACCCAACCCCAAACCCAAACUUCAGCGUCAUGGCCGCCCGCUCCGCCUCACCAAUCCAUUACCUCCAACUAAACGCCGCAGGCCAGAAAUUCUACCUCGGCGGCGAAACAGCCUCCUACUGCCCGGACCAAGUCCCCAACUGCCCACCAGGAAACCAAACAAUCUUCACACCCGGCGGUGCCUCCCUUAAGAAAAAACUCCCCACUAACACCAAGUUCCAGGACGUCAACGUUCCAGGCGGUCAACAAGUCUACGUCGACCCCAAGGGCGCUUUGAGCUUCACACAGGCCCACUCAGCUAACAUUCCCCCGGGCUCCGCUGUCGGGCCUUUCGUGUAUAGUCCCGAUAAGCCAUGGGCUCAUUACUCGUUCAAUGGAUGGGGCGCUAGUGGGUUCAUGGCUUGUCCUACGGAGGAUGCGAAAUGGCAGGUUUUCGCGGCUAUUGCGAAUGCGACUGUUCCUAAGGGUGAUGUCAAGGAGUGUUUGGGAUUCUCGGCUAUGGCGUUGCCUUAUAAUGGGGAUGUUCCUGCUUGGCAGUAUAUUUAA